Molecule: messenger RNA, 828 nt
Organism: Plasmodium cynomolgi strain B
Lineage: Eukaryota; Apicomplexa; Aconoidasida; Haemosporida; Plasmodiidae
Product: CYIR protein
Exons: 2
Source: RefSeq, a predicted model, not a curated record
CUUGAAAAAUAUUUAAAAAAUAAAAAUACAACAAAGGAUGUUGAGGAACUUCCAUAUGAUGACUGUAUUCUAUUAAAUUAUUGGGUAUACAGUAAAUUGGAUGAAAUUUUUAUGUCUAAACGUAGUACAAUUACUCAUGCUUUUGGUAUACUUCAUAUGAUAUGGAAUGGAUUUGUUGAUGACGCAUCAUGUAAUUCUCACUUAAAAAAAUGUAAACCUGAUUUUAAUAUACCAAAACAGGAUGACUGGAAAAAAGGAAAGGAAUUAUACGAUUAUUAUGUUAAUUAUGAUUAUCUUUUUUCUAAGGCUGAAGAAGGUGAUGUUAAAUGCAAAUAUUAUGAAUACAUUAAAAAAAAGGAAAAAUUAUAUAAAUACUUUGAAGAAGAGUGUUCAAAAAGAACAAGGAAUUGUCCAGAUUUCUAUAAUAAAUUAAAGCCUUAUAAUCCUAAAUGGCGGUUGUCUGCAUUACAUUGUCACGAUAAAAUGCAACAGAAACAAGAUGCUGCGAGUAAUCUUGAGCAAUCUUUUGAUACUCCAGAAUUCCGACGAGAAGCUGCAAGAAGUAGAGAUGAUCCUGAUACCCAGUUAGAUAGUGGAAAUUCCGGAAUAGGAACAAAGGUUACUCAUUCAAUGCUUGGCGCAGCUCAAGUUUUAUUAACUGGCACUUUGUUAUAUAGAUACACACCCUUAGGUACCUGGGUUUGCAGGCUCGUUGGAGGCAGAACAAAUAGUAUGAAUACCAUGGAUGCGUCUUCAACUUAUACGCAAGAAACAAGCGAUAAGUUUUCUGAAGACACAGCAAACUAUAUAUCUUAUCAACCUAUAUAA